This is a messenger RNA of Gastrolobium bilobum, 2238 nucleotides long. RefSeq lists its product as uncharacterized. NCBI's taxonomy places the organism in Eukaryota, Viridiplantae, Streptophyta, Magnoliopsida, Fabales, Fabaceae. The record is from RefSeq and is a predicted model, not a curated record. The transcript is spliced from 12 exons. Bases 1 to 2238 code for a protein of 745 amino acids.
AUGGAGAGCGACGAAGAUUUUGAGCUAUUGCCUUCCUCUCCCGUCCAGGAACAGCGAAAGCUGAAGCGUCUGAAGAAAGUAAUUAGGGCUUCUGAAUAUUCUCCUCCUUCUACGUCUCCUACCAAUUUUCCUGAAUUGGCAAACGGCGGACAACUGGAGGAGUCAAAUGGUGAAUCUAGCCCCGAACUUGAAGACACUUCAAAAGGUGUCACUGUCAACGAAGAUGAUUUGGGUGCGACGAGGGUUUUGGAGUUUGAUUCUGUCGGUGAGGAGCUUGACGGAAAAGUCACGGAGGAGAAGGGAGAAGUUGGGGAUCUGAAUACCAACGAAUUAGAGGGAAAACGACGUCGUUUAGACUUUUCUUCAGAGAACAAUGAGAAGAAGAAGAAGAGAAUCGACGACGGUGACGGCAGUAAAGAAUCUAUCUCCAAUAAAAGAAAAACCGAGAAGGAAAGACGGGAAAAUCUAAAACGGCUUCGAGCUGACUCUCAGAGACUUCUUCGAGAAACUAGAGAUGCAGCUUUUAAACCGAUUCCUCUCGUUCAGAAACCAAUUUCUUCGAUAUUGGAUAAAAUCCGGCAGAGAAAAUUAGAGAUUGUAAAGAAAUCUAGUGCUUCUUUUGAUGAUAAUGAUGGCUACUUUGUUGGUGAUGGUUCUGAACAUGCCUGUCCGAUUGAGGAGAUAAUUGAUAAGGUAAAAAAGGCAGAACCGGAAGAAACACCGCCAACUUUCCCUGCAGCCACCACCAGCAAUUUAGACAAAUCGCAUUUUGGUGGAUCUAACGAUGCUGCAGAUGAUUCAAGCUGUAAAAGCAUUCCUUCUGCCGUGGAUAUGGGUUCAGAAUCUGAGCAUGCAUUUCGAGCUCCUAUUGGUGAUACUCAGGAACUCUUUUCUGCCUCCCAAAGAGGUGAUACUGAAGACGAGGAUGUAAAUGAGAAGCCUAAUAAUCCUUCUGAAGAAGUGUUUGUCUCAUCUAUGCUUGCAAUGAACUUGAAACUUGAUUCUGCUCCUCCUGAUGAUGAUGUAUUUAGUGCCACUGACUAUUCAUCACAUGAAACUGGUGACAAUGUUGCUAGUGCUACUAUGAAGCUAGCAUUGUUACUUCGUUGUUACUUUGGCUCUUCGGAUGAUGAGGACAAUGGCAAGGAGAACAUAGAUCCACAUAUACAUGGAUCGGUUGACUUAACUUUACCUUCAAGCGGUGAUCCUGUAAAGGCUUUUGUUGAUGAAGAAGCGGAAGAGGAAGAUGACAGUGAUAAUGACCUACAGCAUUUCAAAGAUGAAGAAGAAGGUGAAGAUGAUGACGAUAUCGAGGAACUUAAUGAUAUGAUAGCAACUGCAUACGAAGAAAAGCCAGUUGAUAGAGAAAAGCGGGACCAGCUCCACCAGCAGUGGCUUGAGCAACAGGACACAGCUGGAAUGGAUAAUUUACUCCAGAAACUUAACUGUGGUUCAAAAUUGAAAGAAACUUCAAUUGAAGAGGGAGAUGAGGAAAUCAUAGAAACUGAAAAUGAAUCUGAUGAUGAAGCCGAAGAAUACAUUGCUCCAUCAGAAGCUGUGAAGAUCAAUCUGAAAAAGGUGAAGCAGAUGAUCCCACAGAUGUUUACAGAUAAAGAUGAUGCAUAUAUAUCAUCUGAUGAUGAGGAAACUGAGGAGAGGCUAGCUAAACAAUGCCACUUUUAUAAAGUUGAAGAGAAAGCUACAUUCGUUUCACCGGCUGAGGAUGAAAGUAGCAGGGAAGUUUUCAGUCUCAUAAAAAAAUUAAAUAUUGUUCCCGAGACCAAGAGAAAAGGAAGAACUCCUGCCUUCUUUGAUAUGCCACUCAUUGGACAAAACAUAAACAUAUCAUCAAAGUCAUCUUUUGUCGGUCGGGCUUCAAAUCGUUUUAUGCCCUCUUCUAAGCGUGCAUCAAGCAAGGUCCGAUCUUUUAUAUUUGAGCGAGAUGACAGCAACAGCAGGACUUCAGUAUUAAUGUCAGAGGAUUCUUCAGAUAUGAUUCAAAAGGAGAGCCAACCACCAAAAGUUGUUUCAGCCAAGUUCCAAAGAAAUACGCAGAACAAAUAUACCACCCUAAAUUCCACACCUCAAAAGCCAGGUGUGUCGCUUUUGGAGAUAUUAAGGAGGUCUUCAAUUGAUGCAGAGCACUCUGUCCAGAAUGCCGAAGUUCAACAGAGGGAAUCAGUAUUUGAUGCAUUCAAGUUAGCCAAGACGCCAACGAAGACAGAGACAAGAAUUUGA